This is a messenger RNA of Cladophialophora immunda, 2860 nucleotides long. RefSeq lists its product as uncharacterized. The record is from RefSeq and is a predicted model, not a curated record. The coding region runs from base 31 to 786 and encodes 251 amino acids. The transcript has a single exon. NCBI's taxonomy places the organism in Eukaryota, Fungi, Ascomycota, Eurotiomycetes, Chaetothyriales, Herpotrichiellaceae.
GCCACCACAACAUGCCUUCCUACACGUCCCAUGUACAUCUUCUUGGUCCACAGUGUCCUUAACUGUAAGUACAGUGCGUCGUCUCCCGCCAUGGAUCCAAUCGAAGGGUUACCACCUUCAUGCUACUACGUCCCCAGUUUCAUUACUCCCUCCGAGGAGCAGCAGAUCCUCAACGACAUCCACAAACUGCCCGAGUCCCGGUGGACUGUUCUCACUCACCGGCGGCUAUUGUCUCUGCCCUCAACCCUGACCGGUCCUGCUCGUGACACUCUCCUUGCUUGCCCCCUGCCGGCCUACCUCGAUACGAUUGUCGCCCGGCUCGAACAAGGCAAAUAUUUUGAGAAUUCCACGCACAAGGCUCCGAAUCACGUCCUGAUCAAUGAAUACAAGCCCGGAGAAGGAAUCAUGCCUCACGAAGAUGGUCCUGCGUACGACCCAAUCACGGCGACAGUGAGCUUGGGCAGUCACACUGUCCUCGAGAUCUACAAAAAGAACGAAGCCGGCGAACGAGAAGCGAAGCCUACCUGGCGAAUCUUGCAAGAGCCUCGGAGUCUAUUGGUGACCACGGGCGAAAUGUACGUGAACACACUACACGGCAUUUCAGAGAUCCAGACGGACGAGAAUCUGGACGGCAAACAAAUCGUCAACUGGGAUCUCCUCGGUGACCAACGACCCUAUGAGACGGGACAAGCUCGGCGGCAGACACGCAUUAGUCUCACCUUACGUGACGUGAUCAAGGUUGCCAAACUGGGGGGUGCCCUGAAGUUUAUGAACAAAAGGCCAUAACGCUGUCUCUCCUAGUUCUGGCCCUUUGACAGAAUCUCUCCCCGUGGUGCUGGCAUCAUGGCUCCUUCGACUGGCUGGUGUCUGCUUUUGAAGUCGUCAACCAUUUCCGCCAUUGUUACCCAUUCGACGCCUUCGUGUUUGUUAAUGUGCUCGAUCAGCCUUUCAUGCAUGAGCAAGACGUGCGGCCUGCCCGAUACAUCUGGAUGGAUUGUCAUGGGAAAGUAAAACCCCUCUUUCUCCUCCCUGUAAAAAUAGUCGAAAUGGUCCUGGAAACACUCAGAAUCAGGAUCUCGAUGGGAGGACGGUUCCUACUUACCCGCCACAAAUCUUCAACGUCUCUUGGAUUUACCCAUCCAUGACUAUUUGGCACUUUUUUCUGCCCACGUUUGUCAGCUUUCCGGAAGUGAAUAUGGCAAGGAACUUCUUCCAUCGGCUCCAUCAAGCAGUUGAGGUCGGCCGCCACUUACCAUGAACAUCAUCGGCGGCAGAUCAUCCAGAUACCAGUUUGCUGGAAUUUCCACCAGCCCAGUUUCCUGGCCCUUGGUGAAAGGCUUCAUCCACUCUGCAGCUGUUUUGCUGUAAUCGAUCUUUGUCCAGUUGUCUCCUGUCCGGAGAUAGUAUGCCUGACAGUCGUGGUGGCUCAUGCUGUGGUCAUACUCAAUGCCAUAAUGAAGCAACAAUUCUGUUGCUUCUCUGCUGACCUCCCACCACGGAGCCACUAUUCCUCGGGGCGUCUUUCCAUGACAGAAGUCUGUGAGCAUCCGGUACGUAUAGUCCAGGACGUCGCGUUGUUGUUCGAAUGUCAUGUCGACGGGGUUCUCAUGGCUGUAUCCAUGCAAACCUAUCUCAUGCCCAGCGUCCCGGAUCAUAGCACAUUCUUCGGGGAAGGUUCUGUUGACGCGCCAAAGUCAGCUCGCAAAGAAGUCCAAGGACCAUCUCUCCCGGUUUUCAGUCGGUGCUAAGUCCAUACAGACACUUACUCUAAACUAUGGCCCGGGAUGAACCAAGACGCCUUGAUGUUGUAUUUGUCGAACAGCUUCAAUAACCUUCUCACACCUUCUGUGCCGGCGAAGUAACCUACUCAGACAGAACAUGAAGGUAUUUCUGUCAGCUCUCUGCUAUAGACUGUCUCUCGUAUCAUCCGUUGAGAGUGGCUUCCGUGUCAUGUCAGCCAAAAUUGGUUGAUCUCAACAUACCUCGAGAAAUGUCACUGGUCGAAUCUUCACCCUUGUAUGAGCCCAACCACCCUGCUAUUGCGUCUAUGUCAACGCCAUAUGACACGAGGAUCCGUCUCUUGGGCUUGGAAGUGUCCUCGGACAUUGUGUCGAUUGAUCUCGCAGAUAUUUCCCGUCGUCGACAACAACUCGCAAAUCACUCAAAGUCUACACAAGCAACGCACAAUAAGACUGGUUCGCGCCUUAGAGAAAGCCUUCCAACGUGAGCGGGUGCAGGACCGAUAACGCCCAUAUCUGCCCCGUGCCUGGAGAUGUCCGCCAUGAUCCUUUUCCAUGACGUUUGGAGAAUGUCCGAAGAGGUGCUGCAAGAUAUCCACUACCGUGUCUGGGACGAUCCAUGUGGAAGAUGCGGAGAGGCACCACCCACAGUCGCUGGGGUAGUCCAUAGUUCCACAGCAACUCUUAUCUCUUUGCCGGGAUCGACAACCUUGGCAAAACGACAUUCCUUUUCACCAGUUGCUUGACCAUGGGUUGGGUACAGAUUCCCGCAAAGGAAGGAGAUGGGCUCUCGUUAUCAGGGGUAUGCGUCUGGUGGACUCUGCACGGCCCAUACUUCUGUCAUCUCUGCGACAUAGCUGUCGUGAACUACCUACAACUCCACUGCCUUUGGCACACAAACUACAGCAGUUCUCCGCCUUGAGUCUACGAAGAACAUAGUACGAGAAGGAUGUAAUGCUUUGGGGAGUUGCCUCGGGACCAAUCCCAUUCCAUAUGCUUGCAAACUUGGCACCAUGAAAGCCGGCAUUCAAGGUAGAGUGACCUGCAAGAGACGAGACUCGAGGCGACCGGAGCGCAAAUGCUGUAGCGCAGGACGGAUUCUGUAUAUGCCUAUCUAACAC